Messenger RNA from Papilio xuthus (Asian swallowtail), 3123 nucleotides. RefSeq lists its product as uncharacterized. Gene Ontology annotation, biological process: response to pheromone; G protein-coupled receptor signaling pathway. The transcript is spliced from 15 exons. Lineage: Eukaryota; Metazoa; Arthropoda; Insecta; Lepidoptera; Papilionidae. The record is from RefSeq and is a predicted model, not a curated record. The coding region runs from base 256 to 2799 and encodes 847 amino acids.
UGGUGUUUGUACAUUUUCUUGAUAAUAAUCUAUUGUAGAUUGAAAUAUAUUAAAUGUAAAUUCCUAAUGAGUUUUGGUUUAAGUUUUGGUUUUGAUAUGUUGAGAAUUAUUUAUUUUGUACUUGUAACUUCUAAUUUAACUAAUCCAAACAUACUAAUACCAAAUCUACUUUUAUUAUAGAAGUUUUAAAGGUGUUUGAUGUAAAGUCUGAAUGUAGAUACUAUAGAGACAUUCGUAUAUAUUGUAAAAAUCAAUAUGAGCGCGUUGUCUGGAACAUGUUUGAUCCUGUAUAUAUUUGCGGGAGUGUUACUAAGAGGCGCGCGCGGGAAAUGGGUCGAGGGACAUGUUGAUACCAAAGAAAACUGGGCGUUCCUCUCUCGCUUUUGUUUUCUAUCAUUGGAGGGACAGUUCGAGUAUUUAAUAGAAUUUGAAAGGGACAUGGGCAUGCCGAAUCUGCUACUUUACUACGAUGAUGAGAGUCAAUGGCCGUCUGUUUAUCACAGCAGCAUGUCGUGCAAGGAACGCGAAGCCGUGUUGAACAAGAACGGACAGAAUCAAGUUUUAAAGUUAUCUCAUUGGUAUCCUGACACUGAAUAUUCCGGGUGUAUAGUUUCUAGAGCCAAUAAAGAAUUGGCGGCGGCGAAAAGCUCAUCAACAACAACAAAGCCUACGACGAAAAAGAAUAUUGAAACUACUAAAAGUCAUAAACUUGAGCCGCCUCUAAACACUUCUUACUACGACCAAUUCCUUAAAGCGACUACACCCAACUCUAAGACCACCACAGCUGAUGUGAACUCAUCAACUUGGUACGAAUUGGUACCAACUGGCGCAAUCAAUCUAUCAACGGUAUGGCCCGAAGAUGAAUGGGAAACAAUUAGUCCCAAUGAAAACGACAGUCCUUCUGAAAGUCUGGAUGAUGUCGAGAUCUUGUUUGAUAAUAGCAAUAGUAGCGGGCAUAAAAUAAAGCGUUCAACAGUGGAACUGUACGAGCGAUAUAAACGUCGGCGAUUGAGUUCACUGAGCGAGAGCGGGGCGGGCGCAGGGGGCGCGGGCAGAGAACGCCUCAUCGUCUCUUGUCAUAACUCGAGAAGGUUCCGUUCUGCGAGAGAGCGCUGGUGGUUCAUUGCAAUCAGCAACUGCAAUAGUCCUAAAGGAUUGGAUGUGAGAUAUAAGUUUUUGAUGACCAACGGCCCCGAUGGAGACUUUUGGCAUCAACAUUUCUCCGCUGACGAGUUCUAUGUCCUGCCUGUCCUCAUAGCGUAUACAUUCGCGUACGUGUUGCUAAUGGUCGCGGUAGUGAUGUGCAGCGUGGAGCUGAGGUCUCGUCACCUGCUGCAUUCCACUUACAAGCUGUUCUUAGUGUCAGUGGUCAGUCAGCAUGCUGGUGUACUGGUGCAGACAUUGGCUGCUAUCAGAUAUGCUGUUUCCGGUGUGGUGUAUAUGACGGCUAGGACUACUGGUCAAUUCCUGUGCGGCGUGUCUGAGACGACAUUCCUACUCCUGCUAGUAUUAAUGGCGAAGGGCUACACCAUCACACGUGGCCGUCUCAAGGUCGGCUUCACUGUCAAACUCACAAUCUUCAUGUGCUGCUACAUCGUCACAUAUAUCGUACUCUUUGUAUAUCAGGCUAAGAUGUUCGACCCUGGUGAGGUUCUAUACCUGUAUGAGAGCCCAGCGGGGUACGGGCUGAUCGUGCUGCGCGUCGCCGCCUGGGCCGCCUUCGCCUACGCCACAUUCUUCACAGUCAGGAAAUAUCCCGAAAAGAAUACGUUUUACUGCCCUUUCUUUAUUAGCGGUACAUUGUGGUUUUACGCGGGCCCUUUGUUUAUAUUAACUGCAAAUUCAUACAUUGAUAAGUGGGUUCGAGAGAGCGUUGUAAUAGCCGUCUUACUGUUUAUUACCUUUACUGGACAUAUUAUGUUUUUGCUAUUGACGUUGCCUGUGUUUGCAAAUAAAAAUUUCCCCUAUCAUGUUAGAACCACACAGAUAGGCAUUAUGGAGGUAACUGGAAACACUUCUUUGGAUGGAUUUGGUGCUAAUGCUUAUCAUCCGUCUAACGGAGUACCACAGACUGUAAUUAUACCGCUCACAAGGCGUACAGAAGAAUUUAUAGGCAACAUGUAUAGUCAAUACAUGGCGUCAGCACCGCCAUUGUCUUUGGAAAACGAAACACCAAAACUAAACGGAUAUUUGAAGCGGACAGAUUCUAAAAUAGUACAAAAUAAUCUCACAACUCAAGACAGCACAGAAACUAAUACAUCCGAUGAUAUAACUCCGCAAAUGGUUAAUGAUAAACAAAUAUUCACAGUUGAAAACCAAAUGGCGAAGAUUGGUUCAUUAACGCGGGAAACCUCUCUAAAAAAAGACAGCUCUAUUACCAGAGAUAAUCAUACGCCAAAAACAGAUAAUAAUAUAAUAAACAAGGAAACAUCACUAGAUGGCGAUGAAAAACAAGUUCAGAAUAUCGAUAUUGCAACACGAAACGAUUUGCCCAACGUUUUAAGACCCAGAAGAAAUAUAUUGGAACCGAUUAAGAAAGAAGAUGUGCCAUCUUGGUCUUUGGCUAAAGGUCCCUGUGUUGUUGCAAUGCAAAGGAAAACAAAGACUGUUGAUAAUGAAGACCGUCCAGAGUCACCUAGUGGCAGCUUACUUCUAACAAACGGUAAGAAAGUACCUCCCGUACGUAACGGACUGCGACAGACCUCUGGUGAAAUCUCUACAAUACACGAAGGACAUAUACAAAGCUAUCAGAAUACUGUCAGCAACGCAACUCUAGAUUUAUUCAAUGCUAGUAAAUAAGACUUUAAGUACAAAUAUUAAUAGUUGUUGAGUGUAAUUAAAACGCGUACUGGCCGUAAAAAAACUGAUGACUUUGGGGAACAUUUUUUUAAUGAGAUAAUUGACAGUAUUUAAAUUAGGUAUAAAGUUGAUACGAAAGUAAACUCACCGAACCAACGAUAAUCAACUCUACUUGACAAUAGAUUUAAAGUACAACAUUAUUGUGUAUGAGUUGUACUUAUUUUUAGUAAUUCUAUAGUAUUUGAUAGCUGUAUUUGUCUAAUUUAUUUUUAAGAGUAACUAAAUGUGUGUGUUUGUCUAGUGUAGUUUAUAAAAGCAAGUAAA